AUGGCAUUCUCUGCUAGUCAUUGCAAUUCAUCAUUCCUCCCAAAGAAACCUAUCAAUGGUUUCAAAAAUCUUGUUAAGAUCCCGUCUAAGCAGUUCAAACUUUCCCCUGGGAAAAUACAAGCCCACCUCCAUGCUGUAAACUCAGAUUUGCAGCAGCUAUUGACAUCUGAAGAUUCGUUCUCCAAGGUGAUAGACUUGCCUUUGCCCGUAUUUGAGUUUGAAGAAUACAUGACUGUGAAGGCAAAACAAGUUAACCGAGCACUGCAAGAGGCAGUGCCCUUGCAACGUCCAAACAAAAUCCAUGAAGCUAUGAGAUACUCUCUUCUCGCCGGCGGCAAGCGCGUCCGCCCAGUUUUAUGCAUUGCUUCCUGUGAAUUAGUCGGAGGAGACGAGUCCUCGGCUAUGGCAACCGCUUGUGCCCUCGAGAUGAUUCAUACGAUGUCGUUGAUUCACGAUGAUCUCCCAUGCAUGGACAACGACGAUCUUCGAAGAGGAAAGCCGACAAAUCACAAAGUCUUCGGUGAAGAUACGGCGAUUCUCGCUGGUGAUGCUCUCCUCUCUCUCGCCUUCGAACAUGUAGCCACUAAGACUAUUAACGUUUCUCCUGAACGCGUGGUUCAAGCCAUUGCUGAACUGGGUUCAGCCGUGGGAUCAAAAGGGCUUGUUGCAGGGCAAAUUGUGGACAUUGACAGUGAAGGGAAAAACGUGAGUUUGGCCCAACUGGAAUACAUUCACAUACAUAAAACUGCAAAGCUUUUAGAGGCAGCAGUUGUUUGCGGAGCAAUAAUGGGAGGAGGAACCAUGAUUGAUAUUGAAAGAGUUAGAAAGUAUGCGAGGUGUAUAGGGCUGUUGUUUCAAGUUGUGGAUGAUAUACUUGAUGUUACGAAGUCGUCGACAGAAUUGGGGAAGACCACAGGGAAGGAUCUGUUGAGUGACAAGGCUACAUAUCCGAAGCUGAUGGGCAUAGAAAAUGCUAAGAAAUUUGCCUCUGAACUUGUGGCUGAAGCCAUUGAAGAGCUGGCUUAUUUUGAAGAUGCGAGGGCUGCACCAUUGUGCCAUUUCGCUAACUAUAUUGCUCGUCGACAAAAUUAAGUUGUAAAAGCUGUAUUCCGCAUUGUUCUCUUCUUAUUUGAUUUGCCUUAUGAUGAGAGCCUGCCUGUCGGCAAUUGAAUAACUGAUAUACAUGUCAAAUGCCAGAUUAGAGAAAGGACGUGGAGGACCCUCUGGUUUUUUAACCGGAAACGACACAAAUAAUAAAAUUGUUCUGGCACGUUUGAAACAUUUA
This is a messenger RNA of Mangifera indica (mango), 1285 nucleotides long. RefSeq names its product geranylgeranyl pyrophosphate synthase 7, chloroplastic-like. The record is from RefSeq and is a predicted model, not a curated record. NCBI's taxonomy places the organism in Eukaryota, Viridiplantae, Streptophyta, Magnoliopsida, Sapindales, Anacardiaceae. The transcript has a single exon. Gene Ontology annotation, molecular function: prenyltransferase activity. Gene Ontology annotation, biological process: isoprenoid biosynthetic process. Bases 1 to 1092 code for a protein of 363 amino acids.